AUGAGAGACGAUUUCUUCCAAGACGAAAACGUGGCUGUUGAAAUAGCGAGUGGAGAAGUAGUCGCAGUUGCUUUUAAUAAACUGCAAAUAGCACCAUCAGAGUCAUCAGGAAAGUCAUUUUUCGAAACGUUUAUCGAAGAGCGUUGUAAACGACCAAAGGCUCGUGCUGUUAUUGAUUUCAUGGUAGAUGUCGAUACUAAGUGCAAUCAUUUUGAAAGGUACGGAAUCGAUAGCCUCGUUGAACUAUUAUUUCUUGGGACUUGUCGAGAACACCGACAAAAAGGGCUUGCCAAACUGCUCUGCAAAACUUCAAUAGAAGUAGCGAAGAAGUUGAAAGAUGGACCAAUUACCCCCUUGAAGGUCGAGGAUCUUGGACCAAAAUACGCUUUCAUGAAACCUAGAAAGCCAAUUACGAAAGUACCAAAGUUGUUCACCUCGAUGUGGACAGCGGAUGGUACUAAAAAGAUAGGAAAAGAUUUGGGUUUUGAAGUGCUGGUCACUGUGUCCUUGAAAGAUUACUUUUUCGAAGGGAAACGUUUUUCGGACGGACUAGGUUUUGUGACAACCUGUGAAGGGGCUGCAAUUAAGAUUUAAGAACCAAAUGAUACUGAAUACAGAAUUUUGUGAUACAAAUAAAUCUUAUCUAAAGUA
Spodoptera frugiperda (fall armyworm) is the source of this 651-nucleotide messenger RNA. RefSeq lists its product as uncharacterized. The record is from RefSeq and is a predicted model, not a curated record. The transcript has 4 exons. Bases 1 to 594 code for a protein of 197 amino acids. NCBI's taxonomy places the organism in Eukaryota, Metazoa, Arthropoda, Insecta, Lepidoptera, Noctuidae.